This is a messenger RNA of Branchiostoma floridae (Florida lancelet), 2382 nucleotides long. RefSeq lists its product as uncharacterized. NCBI's taxonomy places the organism in Eukaryota, Metazoa, Chordata, Leptocardii, Amphioxiformes, Branchiostomatidae. The transcript has 7 exons. The record is from RefSeq and is a predicted model, not a curated record. The coding region runs from base 121 to 642 and encodes 173 amino acids.
CCCUUCAUUAUGCAUGAGUACAGGCAGCCAUCUUGCUGUCUACAUGGUGACUCGUCCACUGAAAAUAAUGCUAAGAAUAUUUUGAGGCCUAUAACCCCUAUCUGAUGACAACCAGGCAUCAUGGUAACGUUAAGGGUGAACAACUGCUGUGAAUGCUUCGGCCUUCGGUCUGGCAGUCUCUACAUUGCAGCGUUGUACAUGGUGAUCGGGAUUUUCAACAUUGUUAUGACCAUCAUUGGUCUGGCUAGCGCCGGUGGAGAAGUUGCAAGAUACGGUCGCAUUACAACGGACGGAAUAUUGGUCCUACUGUGUAUACUUCUCCUCAUAGGAGUCCUCAAGAGCGAGUACAGCUUGUGCAUCAUGUGGGUUGUUGGCGCCGUCGUCUGGUCAGUUCUGACCAUUGUUUUUGGUGAAGUGGCCACUAUUUAUGCCGGAAAGAAGACGGACGUAAACUAUGUUACAACUGUGGGUGGGGUUGCUAUGGCAACCGCUAUUGGUCUCAUGUGGGUCAUCAUGGCACUGGAAAUCCUUCUGCUGAUCUACUGCGCCAUUGUGGUGUACUCGCAUGCACAGAAGCUUCGUGAGGAAGGCAAUCCCCCACCAUACUCCCAGUUCGGAGAGACAACAACAAAGCCCGUAUAAGACAAUGGAAAGAAAGAUACUUUGGAUAUUCAUAUAAACAUUGCUGGUUACAUAGUUGUUUCAUCGCCAACAAUUAGCAAAACACAAAUAAUAAGUAAUGGUAAACCAGAUGGUUAGGAGACCAUUGAAGAAAUAUGUAACAGAAUGUAUCCUAGGCCUUUUGCAUUGACGGCAAAGCAUGAUAUAUGAUCUUGGUUAGACUUUUGCAGCAGGUUGUUAUAAACCCCCUUAGAUAGCCUUUGGCUCUAUAUGUUAAUGCGGUGUAUGUACGACAUCUAUGACCACACGUAGACCUCGGUGAUACAGAUUUCUGUUAAUGCAGGUCUUUGGCACGUCGGUGAGUACUCUUGAACAGACUAUGUAUGAUUAUGAACACAUAACAUAUGCCUUUCAUAAAAUAUGGAUACCAAUUCUUACAAGUUUGUAAGUUAUUAUUAUUACUGUUUACGACAAGUCCACCCUUCCUUGUUGUGAGUCACUCAAUACCUCUGACUUGGAACUGUGCUGAGUAAUUUACACUGGGCUUUACAUGUUCACAGGAAGGCAUUUAUAACACAACGUUAUGUUUAUUUUGUCUAACUGGUUCAGAAAUACACAAGUCAUGUGGCUCUUUCUCUCAUCAUUGUCUGUGUGACGUCAACAACAGAAACCACUUGACAAAUAUACAAUCUUACCAAUUUCGAAAAUUGUUGUGCUGUGUUGUGCACCUGUUACGCCUAGACAAUAUCCGUAAAGCACAAAAACAAAUAAGUAAGUCUUAUACUAGUAAUAUUGACAAGUUCAGACUGUAUUUCUGUUUUAUACUCGUAACUCUUUCAAGACUGUGCUACACUGGGUGUUAAUUGAAUAAUACAAGCCCCGUUGUUGUGUCUACCAGAUUACAUAGUCAAUAGUCUCACCACACCGCCUGGAAGUUGGAUUAACAUGUUAAAUCGUAUUUCAAGAGACCAGUUAACCAGUAAAUAAGGAUGCAACAGGUGCCCCCCUCCCCUAUUCUGUGAUCCAGCGAAACACAGUUGUGUUAUUAGUGUCCUCCAUUUUAUCACGGGUCAUUGACGUUCAAAACAUGGCUGUGUGUUGUUAACGUUACUUAUCGUGCAGUGUAAGCAUUGGUUAAACGUUACGUACGUUUCCGUGUAUGGAACACACACGUUACAUGUAUUAUCAAGUAAGGUGCAACAUGUGGUACACGUGUAACAUAUGGUUAGUAUUGUUAGAGAAUUAUGGAGUGAUUCGUGGCAUGCACACCUUGAUCAUUUGCAUGACCGUUCGAUGACAAACCAGUACAACCACUUUUCGGCUGUUCCCAGUGAUUAAGUCUCGGCGAUGAUUUAUGUGCUGUAACGUUAUGUAUAGGGCUUGUUUACAAUCUCCGAGAAACUCAUGAGAGAAAACAUGGUUUUUAUAUGGAGUUGUCGUGUUUUACCUGUUAAAAGAAGACGGAAAUCUAGCUACCAUUCUCACCUGCGUAGGGACUGUCGACUAUGGACUUAUGUAGGGGAUAUGCUGACUGGUCACAGACAAAGGAUAGUUGUCAAACGAUACACGGACAACAUGGGGGCGUGUAUGGGGCUUUUGGUGAUUUAUAAUGCUGACAGCUACUUUUCGACUAAAGUAUUGUCAAUAUGUUUGUCCAUUGAAACGGUGAAACUUUUGCUUUUGAAGGAGAUAGUGAACAAAUGUUAAUCCAAAACAAGUACAGAAAUAAAGAAAUAUUGUUGCUAUUUCUGUUGCCAUACA